Molecule: messenger RNA, 1138 nt
Organism: Morus notabilis
Lineage: Eukaryota; Viridiplantae; Streptophyta; Magnoliopsida; Rosales; Moraceae
Product: basic endochitinase
Exons: 3
Coding region: 16-1116 (366 amino acids)
Biological process (GO): defense response to fungus; carbohydrate metabolic process; cell wall macromolecule catabolic process
Molecular function (GO): chitin binding; chitinase activity
Source: RefSeq, a predicted model, not a curated record
CACUGAUGCAAUCUCAUGCAUGAACCACCUUACUACUACUUGCAAGAGAAAAGAAAAAAAGUAAUCAAGAUGAUGAUCAACUUCCGCAGUGCUAGUCUUAUAAUAAUCUUGGCCCUUGGCUUGUUGGUAGGAACAUCCGGGGCUCAACAAUGUGGAACACAAUAUCCCAAUUGUAACUGUCCGGAGGGGUAUUGUUGCAGCAGCCACGGAUACUGCGGCAAAACAGACGCCUACUGUGCCACCGGAAACUGUCAAUGCCAAUGCCCCGCUCCUUCUCCUCCGCCGCCACCGCCUCCUCCUUAUACCCCGCCGCCUCCCGUUUCUCCCGACGACGUCAGCAAUAUCGUUUCUAAGGAGCUCUUCGAAGAAAUGUUUCUCCAUCGAAACGAUAAUCAGAAUUGUGCUAUAGGCUUCUACACUUACGAGGGUUUCAUUACCGCCGCUAGACGUUUCCCUGAGUUUGGUGCUACCGGCACUCUUGAAGAUCGUAAGAGAGAGAUCGCGGCUUUCUUCGGCCAAACUUCUCAUGAAACCACAGGAGCUGGAACAGGAUGGGUGAAUCCACCGGAUGGUCCAUACACCUGGGGAUAUUGCUUUGUUAGGGAAGAAGGCACCCCAGCUGGCUAUUGUGUUCCUAGCACUGAAUGGCCUUGUGUUCCUGGUCAAGAUUAUUACGGCCGAGGACCCAUCCAAAUUAGUUACAAUUACAAUUACGGGGUAGCAGGAGCCGCACUUGGAUUUGACCUACUUCACAAUCCCGAUCUGGUUGCCACAAAUGUCGUACUAUCAUUCGAGACGGCCUUAUGGUUUUGGGUGACUGUACAGGCCCCCAAACCCUCAUGCCACGAUGUUAUCACGGGCCAAUGGACGCCAAGUCAAGCUGACAAAGAUGCCAACCGACUUCCUGGCUACGGUUUACUCACCAACAUCAUCAAUGGAGGUCGAGAAUGCGGCAAUACAGGUCCUGAUGGUAAGCUGCAGGAAGAUAGAAUUGGCUUCUAUCUGAGAUACUGUCACUUGCUGGGAGUGAGCCCUGGGGAUAACUUGGAUUGCUAUAAUCAAAGGUCUUAUUUUUAUUCUUAUUUAAUUGCGACAGGGAUACUUGAAUCUAAAUAAAGUGGCAUGGUUGUUAUUCUUA